Messenger RNA from Saitoella complicata NRRL Y-17804, 573 nucleotides. RefSeq lists its product as uncharacterized. NCBI's taxonomy places the organism in Eukaryota, Fungi, Ascomycota, Saitoellomycetes, Saitoellales, Saitoellaceae. The record is from RefSeq and is a predicted model, not a curated record. The transcript has 2 exons. Bases 133 to 546 code for a protein of 137 amino acids.
GCGGCUCUUGUCACGGGGGGGGAGGGAAGGGGGGUAUAUAACCGGCUCGUGCUGUUGAGGAAGGGUUAGCCAUAUGUGAACGAUAGCCAUCGACAGAGAGCAAUCAUAUACGAACUCUUUGAUAACUACGAUAUGUUGACACAAGGCUUUGACCCCUCCGGCAUGUCCGGCGACGCAGCCGCUUCCCUCCCCCCAACCUCCUCCCCCACCGACAUCCCCUCCACAACCCGCGGCCCCUCCGUCACCCCCACCGGCACCGCAAUCCCCACUCUCCCCCUCUCCACUUCCCCCACGGCCACCUCCUCUUCCCCUACUGACACCUACGGCGUCACCCCUCCUAACGCGAACCGCUGGUCCAACUUCGCACCCAACAGAUGGUCCUUCGGCGGUAAUGACGGACAAGGCACCCCGGCGUUCCAGUCGUUGUUGGAACAGAGGAGGGGAAGCCAGGAUAAGGCGAAAGAGCAUGCGGAGAUUGGGAUUAGGAGGGGGAGUUUGGGGGAGACGAUGAAUCAGUUUUGGAAGAAUUUGGGGAGGGGGGAGUGAGGCAGUAUUAUUAGGGAAUGGUGUACG